AAGUAUUGUUUUGUACUCUCUCUCUCUCUCUCUCUCAAAUAAUUACCAGAAUCUUUCGUGUGUGUGAAUCGUCUGGGGAAGCAAAGUCUUUGCCCUCACACCUUUCAAUCUCACGCCCAACGGAGAUUGAAUAAUCUAGGGUUUGACAGCACUCAUAUUCCACCUCUAGAGGUCUGUUCGUUGAUCCUUUCUAUACUCUCUACCCUUAAUUAGUUUUUCUCUUCUUCUUUUUCAUGGAAUUACUUUGUAGCUGUUGAAUUGCUAUCUGGGAUUUCUCUCUCUCUUUUUUUUUUGACUGAUUGUCACGUACCCAGUUGAAUCAGAUCUUCUUGUAGUCCUUUUAUUUGAAGAUAAGCCCUUUGCUGAGUUGAAUUUCUUGAAAUUUUAUUCAGAAAGCCCUUGUUUGGAUCGUACUUCAAAUAAAUUGAGUUAUUUACUAUAUAGGUUUCUUUUUUGUGUGUUUAUGGAUGAUAUAAAACCUGCUUAGUAAAUUAGUAGAUUUACGGAGUCUCUUUUGAGUGCUUAUGGUUUGCUUAGUCUAGGACAUUAGGUCUCUUGGGGUUUAGGAUUUAGGGCUUUUUAUAUUUUCUGAAUUGAGGGUGGUGACGGCAUGGAGGUGGUUGAAGAAGCUAACAACGAAGCCGUAGAUAGCUGCCACAGAUUUCUUAGGCUGCUAUCUAAACCCCAAGAUCAGGAUCAGCGUAGAAACUUAAGGGGAGAAACUGAUAAGGUUGUGUUUAGGUUCAAGAAAGUUGUUUCUCUUCUUAAUAAUUGUCUGGGUCAUGCAAGGGUUAGAACGGUCAAGAGAAUUCAAAUCCCUUUUCCUCAGAACAUCCUUCUGGAAAACCCAGUAUGUAAAACAGAUAAUCAACCCAAUACCCUUCAGCUUCUUCAAAAUAAUUCUCAUGAAAAUCCAAUUAGAGACAUGGGUUCAAAUGUUAAAGGUAUUCUUUCUUUGGGAAAGCCAUCGGCGGAAUUGAGUGCAAAUGGGCAAAACCCUCUUCAGCUUGGCCAACAAAGUCAACCACCCAACUUUCACUUGGUACAACAACAAAGAUAUCAGCUUCAGCAGCAACAAUUGAAACAGCAGGCAGAGAUGAUGCACUGUGGAAGCAAUAGUGGCAUUAAUCUAAAUUUCGAUAGCUCUACCUGCACACCCACCAUGUCAUCCAAUAGGUCUUUUAUCUCUUCAUUGAGUGUUGACGGGAGUGUGGCUAAUUUGGAUGGAAGUGCCUUCCACUUAAUUGGGACUUCUCACUCUGCGGAUCAGAGCUCAUACCAGCACAAGCGGAGGUGCUCUGGAAGGGGAGAUGAUGGGAGCGUGAAAUGUGGUAGCAGUGGAAGAUGUCACUGCUCAAAGAAGAGGAAACAUAGGGUGAAGAGAUCAAUCAAAGUACCUGCUAUUAGUAACAAGCUCUCAGAUAUUCCUCCUGAUGAGUAUUCGUGGAGGAAGUAUGGCCAGAAGCCAAUUAAGGGUUCUCCUCAUCCCAGGGGUUACUAUAAAUGUAGCAGCAUGAGAGGUUGCCCUGCAAGGAAACAUGUGGAGAGGUGCUUGGAAGACCCUUCAAUGCUUACUGUAACUUAUGAAUGUGAGCACAACCACCCAAGGUUACCGUCGUAAUCAGGAAACACACGAACUUUCAAGGAAAGCUCUGACAAGAUUGAUCCAAGGCCCUGAUGGUCAAUGCUUCAAGCUCUGUCUUGAACUGCUCCUGUAUAUGGUUUGUGUGGUUCAAGCUUGAGGAACGUAUUCUUAGCUUUUGUAUCCUCCUAGAUAUGUGGCAGGUUGACAUGAAGCCCAGGGUUAGAUUAAGAAUAUUCUGGAAUUGAGGAUUCCAGAUUGUACGAAGAAUCCCUCAUUUUGUAUGACAAUCUUUUCUUUAACUGUUUAGUGCUUUUUGGUUAAAUGGAUUACCAUUUGGUGGGGCAUUUUGAAACCUUACAGUUUUUAGGAGUUGAACUUACGUAAAAACCCAACCUAACUCAUCAAUGUCUUGUCGCAACAGUUUUUGUGUCGGCUACAUUAAUCCUAUAACAUGUCAAUUUAUGUGGUAAGUGCAGGAGCUUUAUAUUGUCUGUGAA
This is a messenger RNA of Ilex paraguariensis (yerba mate), 2082 nucleotides long. The record is from the annotation of a GenBank genome assembly. NCBI's taxonomy places the organism in Eukaryota, Viridiplantae, Streptophyta, Magnoliopsida, Aquifoliales, Aquifoliaceae.